AUGGUUCGGGAAGACAGGCAGGUCAAGCUCAAAUCCACCCAAGGUGUAAAGCAAAUUUUGUCCAAUCCGAUCAAGGCGGAGGAUUCUCGAAAGCGUUUGGGCUGGAUUAUCGGCUUCGAGGAUAUCAUGGCCCAGCUGUACCUUCUGCUCUCCAUACUCGGCGCCGGCUCCUCCAUCUUCUUCUGUAUCCGCUGA
Molecule: messenger RNA, 195 nt
Organism: Clonostachys rhizophaga
Lineage: Eukaryota; Fungi; Ascomycota; Sordariomycetes; Hypocreales; Bionectriaceae
Source: the annotation of a GenBank genome assembly